UCCUGCUGCACCACCUUCACAGCCCACAGUCCGCAGUCCUCCUCUGCUCAUUACUCACCGCAGCUCCACACCAGCAGCCUGCUCUCUGCUCCUCAUCCGUGUCUGCUGCUUCUGAUUCAGCAGCUCUGACUGCGAGCUAAAUGUGCGGAGAUAAACGGCCGCUGCUGCCUGACAGGAUACAUGGAGACAACACAAGACUGUGACAAACUUGUGCAAGGGAAACCUUUUGGAGGUCCCAGGAGAAGAUGGCAUUCUGGAGGAGAAAUCCUCACAUUGAAAAGGAACGCCGUGUGAAAGCCAAUGCACGAGACUACAACGAUAAGUUCUCCUAUGCUGACAAUCGCAUCAAAACCUCCAAGUACAACAUCUUCACCUUCCUGCCCAUCAACUUGUUUGAGCAGUUCCAGCGGGUGGCCAACGCUUACUUCUUAGUGCUGCUGAUACUGCAGGUGAUUCCAGAAAUAUCCUCCCUGUCCUGGUUCACAACCAUCGUGCCUUUGGUUUUGGUGCUGGUGAUCACAGCUGUAAAGGACGCCACAGAUGACUAUUUUCGACAUAGGAGCGACCAGCAAGUCAACAACCGCCAGUCUCAGGUUCUCAUCAGGGGGAGUUUGCAGAACGAGAAGUGGAUGAACGUUCGCGUGGGCGAUAUAAUCAAACUAGAGAAUAAUCAGUUUGUUGCUGCAGACAUCCUCCUUCUCUGUAGCAGUGAGCCUUAUGGACUGUGCUAUAUUGAGACGGCAGAGCUGGAUGGAGAAACAAAUCUGAAAGUUCGCCAAGCUUUGACUGUCACCUCAGAUUUGGGAUCUAUUUCAAAACUGAUGGACUUUGAUGGAGAAGUCAUUUGUGAGCCACCAAACAACAAGCUGGAUAAAUUUACAGGAACAUUAUACUGGAGAGACAAUAAAUACCCACUGGAUAAUGAAAAAAUGCUCCUGCGAGGCUGUGUUCUCAGAAACACUGAGUGGUGCUUUGGAAUGGUCAUCUUUGCUGGGUUGCAAACCAAACUGAUGCAGAACUGUGGCAGGACUAAAUUUAAAAGGACCAGUAUUGACAAGCUGAUGAACACUCUGGUUUUGUGGAUCUUUGCCUUCCUCAUAUGUAUGGGGGUUAUUUUGGCGAUUGGAAACACUAUUUGGGAGAAUUGGAUCGGCAGAAACUUUGAGGUGUUUUUGCCGUGGGAUGAGUUUCAGAGCAGCGCCGUUUUCUCUGGCUUCCUCACCUUCUGGUCCUACAUCAUCAUCCUCAACACUGUUGUGCCCAUCUCACUGUAUGUCAGUGUUGAGGUUCUGCGUCUGGGUCACAGUUUCUUCAUUAACUGGGACCGGAAGAUGUACUACAGUCAGAUGGACACUGCAGCUGAGGCUCGGACCACCACCCUGAAUGAGGAGCUGGGCCAGGUGGAGUUCAUCUUCUCCGACAAGACGGGCACCCUCACCCAGAACAUCAUGGUCUUCAGCAAGUGCUCCAUUAAUGGACAGACGUACGGUGACGUUUAUGAUGAAUUUGACCAGAAGGUGGAAAUUACAGAGAAAACAGCCUGUGUGGACUUUUCCUUCAACCCGCUCUGCGACAGAAGGUUUAAAUUUUACGACUGCAGCCUGGUUGAAGCCAUCAAGCUGGAGGAUCCUGCAGUGCAGGAGUUUUUCCGACUGCUGGCUUUGUGCCACACCGUCAUGCCAGAGGAGAAGAGUGAAGGAAAUUUGGUGUAUCAGGCCCAGUCACCUGAUGAGGGAGCGCUGGUCACCGCAGCACGAAACUUUGGGUUUGUCUUCCGGGCCCGAACCCCAGAAACCGUCACGCUGUGUGAGAUGGGACGAGCUGUCACCUACCAGCUGCUGGCCAUACUGGACUUCAACAACGUGCGCAAGAGAAUGAGUGUCAUUGUGAGAAAUCCACAGGGCCAGAUCAAACUGUACUCCAAAGGUGCUGACACUAUUAUCUUUGAGCGUUUGGAUCCAUCGAGUGAAGACCUCGUGUACACUACCUCAGAACACCUCAAUGAAUUUGCAGGUGAAGGGCUUCGAACAUUGGCUCUGGCCUACAAAGAUCUCGAUGAAGAUUAUUUUGACGUUUGGAUGAAGAAACUUCUCUUUGCGAGCACUGUGAUCGAGAACCGUGAGGAUCAGCUGGCUGUUCUCUACGACGAAAUCGAGCAAGGCAUGAAGCUUCUAGGAGCCACAGCAAUCGAGGACAAACUUCAGGAAGGAGUUCCAGAGACUAUCGCCUGUCUGAGUCUGGCCGACAUCAAGAUCUGGGUGCUCACCGGUGACAAACUGGAAACAGCAAUGAACAUCGGCUACUCCUGCAACAUGCUGCGAGAUGACAUGAACGAGGUGUUUGUUAUCUCCGGCCACACACUGCUGGAGGUGCAGCAGCAGCUCAGAAGCGCUAAGGAGCACAUCCUCGGCCUGAGUCGAGUCAGCAGUGCACGAGAUGUUGAGAAGAUGUUUGCGGAGGAUUCUGUGUUUGAAGAAACUAUUAUUGCAGAGUAUGCCUUAGUCAUCAAUGGACACAGUCUGGCUCAUGCUCUGGAGCCACAGCUGGAGCACACACUGCUGGAUUUGGCCUGUUUGUGCAAAACAGUCAUCUGCUGCCGGGUCACUCCGCUGCAGAAAGCUCAGGUGGUGGAGCUGGUGAAGAGGCACAAGAGGGCCGUCACUCUGGCCAUAGGAGACGGAGCCAACGAUGUCAGCAUGAUCAAGACUGCUCACAUCGGUGUUGGCAUCAGCGGACAGGAGGGGAUGCAGGCCGUUCUGGCGUCAGAUUACUCCUUCGCUCAGUUUCGGUACCUGCAGAGGCUCUUGCUGGUGCAUGGACGCUGGUCCUACUUCCGCAUGUGUAAUUUUCUGGGAUACUUCUUCUACAAGAACUUUGCCUUCACUCUGGUGCACUUCUGGUAUGGCUUCUUCUGUGGUUUCUCAGCACAGACUGUGUACGACCAGUGGUUCAUCACUCUCUUCAACAUAGUCUACACAUCCUUACCAGUGCUGGCAAUGGGACUUUUUGAUCAGGACAUCAAUGACCAGAACAGCCUUCGCUACCCGAGCCUUUACAAACCGGGCCAGCAAAACCUUCUCUUCAACAAACGCCAGUUUUUCUUGUGCACACUGCAGGGGAUGGCCACAUCGUUCCUGCUUUUUUUUAUUCCCUAUGGAGCCUUUUCUCUUAUGGUGAAGGAAGACGGCUCACACUUUUCUGAUCAACAAGCGUUUGCUGUCACCAUAGCAACAUCCUUGGUCAUUGUCGUAAGCGUUCAGAUUGGACUCGACACUCACUACUGGACAGCAGUCAAUCAUAUCUUCAUAUGGGGGAGUCUGGCGGUUUACUUUGCCAUAUUAUUUACGAUGCAAAGUAAUGGCAUAUUUGGCCUUUUUCCAAAUAAUUUCCCGUAUAUUGGCACGGCUCGCAACUGUCUGUCAGAGAAAAGCGUGUGGUUGGUGAUUCUGCUCACCACGGUGGUGUGUGUUGUGCCCGGAUUAGUCGUCAGCUUCCUCAGAGUCGACCUCUUCCCAACUCUCACAGACAAGGUUCGUUAUCUCCAACAGUCCAGAAGGAAGCAAGGACCUCAGGAGCAGAAUCUGAGGCGAGUACGCAGGACGAGCUCGCGCCGCUCUGCCUAUGCCUUCUCCCACCAACAGGGCUACGGAGAGCUGAUCACCUCAGGCAAAAACAUGAGGAUGAGCACAGUGUCCUCCGCUCGCUCCCCUGGAAGGACACCGCACAGCUCCAACUGGAUAGAAAACAUGUUAAAGAGAAAGAACGAAGUUUCUUGUGUCUCCUACGAGAGCAAGGGGGCACCAGAAAGCAACAAGAGGGCGAUACAGACUCUAAAACAACAGCACACAGACCGACAGACUAAGAUACUGAAUGUACAGAAGAGGAUACCAUAUGCAUGGAUCCCACAGACCAAGCACAAGCGAUGAGUGUCCUUCAUUUGAGUGAAUUUCUGCUCAAAUCAACAACACAAACGUACCUCAUUUUUUUUAAUCAACGUGAAUCAUGUUUGCUCUGAAUGUUAAAGAGCAACCAAUACUUGAUCACCUGGAGGAACUGUUUCCAAAAAAAGAAAAAAGAAGCCACCUGCUGGUAGAUUAAAGAUUGGAAACUUUGGCGUCUGCUGGACAUUUGUUAAACUGGAAAACUCUCACUUUGACAGCAGUGGGUAUAGUUUAUGAAAACAUUAUGCAUGAGUUGCCAAAGUUAAAGAAAUAUUUAUCAUUGUGCAGCAAAUAAUCCAAUUUGAUCUAAUCGCAGUGGGUGCAUUUAUUUUGUAUAACUUUAUUUGGCAUGGCCUUCUCUAUUUAAUGAAGAAAGAUUAGCACAUUUUGGUACCUUCAGCUGUCACAAAGCAAACUUUUUUAUCAUACAAAUGCGAAGGUAACGGUAGCCCUGAUCAUCAGAACAAAAAGCUUCUGUAAAAAAAGAUCCAUCUGUAAAAACUAUGCAUAGAAACUUUCUUUUUAACCAACAUCCAAAGUGCUAAAAUACAAGUAUUCCUGUAAAUACUGAAGUGAAGCUGCUGAAUGUGAUGGUAAGCACAAUUUAAAUAACAAUUUCCAAAUUUUGUUACGUUUUACUGACCUACCAUUUUGCCAGUAUAUACAGUAUGCCAUUAACCCAGCUGGAAAUAUGGACCUCAUAAUGUUAAGAUUUGCUCUGAGAUCUAUUUCCCCUGUGCUGUGCCUUGUAGGGUUCCUGUUAAAGACAACUCUUUUUUUUAUUUUAUAUUUGAUGGUUGUUUGACAUGGCUGUAUUCAAAGACAUGUGAAACUAGAAUGCAUGGCUUGAAUCUGAUAUCCUCUUUAAAAUAAUGACUUAAUCUUCAUUUUAAAUUUUGUACAGCUGCUGUUUAACCUCUGAAUGACCUUUUAUCAAACACCUAACAUAGAAAAAAUUAAAACAACAGAAGAAAUUCACUUUCAAAGUAUUUAAAUUAACAACAAUGAUAUAUGUUGGGGUUUUUUGUCUGUUAAAUAUUUAGCAGAUAUUUGAGCAGAAGUGACAGCAAAAAGCCUGGGCAAGGAUCGAUGUGAUGAAUGUCCCUGAGCAGAUGUAAAUGCAGAAUGCUGCAGCUGCAUUCAGCACAGCAGAGUAGCAUGUGCCUUAGACCACCGAGCCUCCACCACCACCACUGCUCUCUAAUGAAUUGAAAAUUGAUCCUGUGCAGAAGCCCAGAGUGUGAAUGUACAAUCAGGACUUUUCUUUAACACACCGCAAACCCGACUCACUUUAACAGCUGAAAGAGAGCUGUCUAAAGGCUGCUGUUCCAAGGAUGUAAAGCCUGAAAACAUUCAGCGUAUUUAAGACCUAAUUUUAGUAAAUGUUAAUAAAGGACGGAUGAAUGGAUUUUA
Molecule: messenger RNA, 5354 nt
Organism: Stegastes partitus (bicolor damselfish)
Lineage: Eukaryota; Metazoa; Chordata; Actinopteri; Pomacentridae
Gene: atp8b4
Product: ATPase phospholipid transporting 8B4
Biological process (GO): phospholipid translocation; Golgi organization
Cellular component (GO): plasma membrane; trans-Golgi network
Molecular function (GO): magnesium ion binding; ATPase-coupled intramembrane lipid carrier activity; ATP binding
Source: RefSeq, a predicted model, not a curated record